GUUUAGCAGUGCAGUUGCGGUGCAUUAGUCAUCAGUGCGAGAGCAGGCAUCACAACAAGAAGCUCGGAAGAAGUACAACGUUCUGAUCAAAAUGACUUAAAAGUGGACCUUUGAAGGAAUUGAAAUUAUUAAUUUGAUGACUGAGUUUCUCAUACGCCGCCUCAACUUCAAAGUUCAAGGACAGCAAAACUCUUAAAGUUGAAGAAGGACGAAGUGGGGCCAAAUAUUCAAAUAAAUUUGAAUUGCUCCUGCAACACAGACAGAAUCAGAACUCCAGAAGAAUUAAGAGUAAGACGACCCUGAUCUCGGAUAAAAUCAAACAAAAUGGGUUGCUGCUUUGGAAAAGAUGAUGAUAGCAAACUGCAAGAAAACCACCCUGGUGAAACAACUCGCUUAUUAGACCCAGCAAGGAAUACACCCAGUAGGCCUGUGAACAGUGAUCAGUUUGAUGGUCGGAGCCCUAAUGGGGUAAGAGCAGGCGAUCAACAAUCAGAACUCAAUAAGGUGCUACAAAGAGCUGUCACAAAUGUCAUAGAUGUAUCUGCAAUAGAUUCUCAAGCUUUAGAGCAACAUGAAUACAUGGAUAGAGCAAGGACAUACAGUUCAAGAGUUGCAGUGGUGGUGACAGGUCCCAAGAAACCGCUAUCAAGCUUUUUGAGACUACCCAUGGGGGUAUCCAUGCCAUACUCUGUGCUUUCUGAGGAACCGGUCUCAGUUGAUGACAUCAAUCUGAUUACCAAAACAGCAGCCAAUGCGUGGAAGGCAUCGCAGGACAUACAGGUGAAGCAUAAAGAGAACUUGGUUGUCCAGUUUGGUUUGCCACAGAACUGAGGCGGCUCUUCUCAUCAUUCAAAAGACUCUUAUACAAAUCAUUGAUAUUAAAGAACAUUGAGCUACGAGUGAUGAUUGCUGGUGAUGUUCAAACUGCAAAAUGAGAUGGAUAUAAUGAUGAAAUACUCGCACACCAGAGAUCCUUAUCUUCUACGGCUUGCCUCUUCAUAGUCUACUGAUUGGUUACACGUACAUGAUGAUGAUGAACAUUUGUAUCACGCCAUUUAUCUGUUAAAGAAACAUCAUUAUUAUUCGCCAUAAGGUUUCAGUCACACCAUUGAAACUAGCUCCUGGGUACGGCAAUAUAAAGAUUUGCAAAAAUGAAUAAAACCAUUCCAUUUGGUAUCAGAUGGGUACUCGUAAAGCUGUUUGUAAGUUACGAACGACUAAGAUAGGGUCACCAGUUGUUCAUAAAUUUGCUCGUAAAUAACAAACAACUUUAUGAGACACCCACCUGGUGCCCCUAACACAAAGCUUAGCAAUGAUCGUAGAAUAUUUUUCUACGAUUGAUUUCAUGACUACAAUGUACAAUCAGUCAUGAAAAUCAAGCAUACAUAUGAUCAGUCGCUAACAUUUUUGUUACGGGACCCUGGUCAGUAGUUUGAGUCAAGUGCUCAUGCAAUGAUGGUCUCCAUUGGUCAUUUGCAUUUACUGAUUGAUUGCAAAUCUCUAUGUUACCAAACCCAGACCGUCCAAUGAUAGGUCAUUAACGUAAUAGCUUUUUUAGGUCUGAGGCCCCGCAACAUGAAGGUUUGCGAUGAAUUGCAAAUCUGGAUUCU
Messenger RNA from Lytechinus variegatus (green sea urchin), 1610 nucleotides. RefSeq names its product ragulator complex protein LAMTOR1-like (gene lamtor1). Gene Ontology annotation, biological process: lysosome organization; regulation of receptor recycling; cellular response to amino acid stimulus. Gene Ontology annotation, molecular function: guanyl-nucleotide exchange factor activity; molecular adaptor activity. The transcript is spliced from 6 exons. The record is from RefSeq and is a predicted model, not a curated record. Bases 325 to 831 code for a protein of 168 amino acids. Gene Ontology annotation, cellular component: lysosome; membrane raft; late endosome membrane. NCBI's taxonomy places the organism in Eukaryota, Metazoa, Echinodermata, Echinoidea, Temnopleuroida, Toxopneustidae.